Messenger RNA from Acyrthosiphon pisum (pea aphid), 2312 nucleotides. Its product is annotated as kelch-like protein 12. NCBI's taxonomy places the organism in Eukaryota, Metazoa, Arthropoda, Insecta, Hemiptera, Aphididae. The coding region runs from base 948 to 1802 and encodes 284 amino acids. Gene Ontology annotation, molecular function: protein binding. The transcript is spliced from 6 exons. The record is from RefSeq and is a predicted model, not a curated record.
UCGAAUUAUUACGAUAAUUUCACAUUAGGUAUUUGCAAACCAUGGUUCCUUCUAAUUUUUGUUAUCUGCUGAUUUUGUUUGGUUUUUUGUCGAUUUCUAUUGCUAUUAUUAAUCGUUGAUCAUCAACGAACGACCGUUGAGUGCGUUGUGUAGUCAAUUCAUCUGGAUUCCGAUCAGAGUGACUAAAUUAUUUCAAAUCUAAAGUAACUACUUAUAAUAAUUUGUAAGUGAUUAAAAAAAUAUUAAUUAAUACAUUUUUUUUUGCAUAUUUUAAAGUUUUUAUUCCAUAUUUUUGGCGCAUAAUUAGCGAAAUUAAAGGUAAUAUUAUAGCGCAUAUUUAGCGAUAUUUAAGGUAAUGUUAUAACACAUAUUUAUGCAAUUUUAAGUACUAUAAAAUCCCCACCCUGAUAAUCACUAAUUUCAGAAGUACAUUGUUGGUCUUUACAGCUUCUGUACUAAAAUGUAGUUGUACCUAUUUGUAAUGAUAUGUUCACACAUCAUUAUAAUAAAUAAACUAAAAUCUUACAGAAUAAGAAAUAACAGCCAGACUGUCGUUCGUAGAAAUCAGGCAUCCCUAAUAAAACAAUUGUCACCGACAAAAAGGUCUUUGCCGCCGAACAGAAAUCUAGUUCGGGGAAGUACAAAAACCUUUGACAAAACCACCUACCACUCUCUGGUAGACAUAUCCGUGUCGUCUCUUAAACCAGUGCAUGAGCACCAGCCACCGAGUAACAACCUCUCAAAAUAUCAAUACCGAUUUCAACGAGCGACAACUGGACUUCUUAUGUUAAGCCAAAAUUAGUGCGUUCUUUAUUUCGAUUUGUAUAUUUAAAGUAUUACUUUGUGUCACCUAAAUCUAAAAACUCUUACAACAUAAUUCACGAACAACUGGGAAUCAGGUAAGGCAUUUAAUAUAAUAUUUUACAUUGAUUACAGUAUUACUUUAUAUGUGCAUUUUACAUAAAAUAUAUUGUACGGUGUAUUUGAUCUUAUUCUCGAAUACACGAUCUCGAGAGCCCUCCGAACAUCUGAAGGAAGUAAAAAAAAUGGACACCUUACAGACUUCAUUAUGUGAAAGUGAUUCAAUACAAGUUCUGACAUCCAAAGAAUGUGAACCAACAAAUUUUAAAAAUAACUCUCACUCAGUCAGAAUACUGGAAGACUUACAAUCUCUGCGCAAAAAUGAAGUUUUAUGUGAUAUUAGAUUUGAAACUGAUGAUGGAUGUGCAACGUUUGGUCAUAAAAAUGUUUUAAUGGCAGCUAGUCCAUAUUUCCGUGCAAUAUUCAAAUCGCGAAAAAUUUGUAAAACAGGCAACAGCACCGUUAAUUUGAGAAAAUUAGAUUCUACCGUCUUACAACUAUUAGUAGAUUAUAUUUAUACGGGUGAAAUUAUGGUCACAAAAGAAAAUGUACAGGGUUUGUUACCAGCUGCGAACCUCUUACAGUUAGAUUUUGUAAAUGGCGUAUGUAUUGAGUUUUUACAAAAACAGUUGAAUGCAUCAAACUGUCUUGGUAUCAGAGCGUUUGCUCGUUUACAUAACUGUACGGAAUUGGUAUCGAGUUCUGAAACAUUCAUUAAAAAACAGUUUUUGGAAGUGGUUAAUAGCGAUGAGUUUCUAUCAUUAUCAUCCGAUGAUGUGGUUAAGAUAAUCUCCUUUAAUGACCUUGCUGUUCCAUAUGAAGAAAAAGUAAGUAAACUGCAAUAUUGGUAUUAUAAUUGUAUGGAAAGUAAGUUGAACACAAAGAGUUCUAUAAUAACUAUAAUAUUUUUCUAUGCAUUGGUUGAAAUUGACCAUUCUUGAAUAGUCAUACACAACAAAAAAAUUGUUAUCCUGUGAAUUAGGUAUAUACUUAAUUAUUGAUAGAUGAGUAUAGAUAUUGCAGUGUUAUAGAAAAAUAAGCUUUAAUGCUACGCCCUAUACCUUUAAAUGUUUAUGUAAGUCCAUAAUAAGUUAUACAAUAAGUAAAUUUGAAGUGAUUUGAUAGACGGCGGAGGGGGAAGUCACCCAAUGGCGACACCCGCACCCAAUCUAAAUCGAUUUAACAAGAGAAUUUAAUAUUUAUUAUUAUAAUAAUAAAUCACAUAUAUCGUAUAGUAGAGAUGGAGAAUUUACGUAAAAAACAUCAGUAAAUUUAUCAAUAAUAAGUGGCAAAAACGGUAAAAUAGAAUUUAAGAUUAAAUAAUAAAAUUUCUUAGAGCCAUCUUUUUUCAUCAGUAAAUACGAUUGUUAUUUCUAUUGUUGUAUUUUUGAAUCUUGAUAAAUAUAAUUCUUUCUAAUAGUAACAAUAACGAACUAAAGGUGGGUAAGUGG